Magnolia sinica is the source of this 954-nucleotide messenger RNA. RefSeq lists its product as uncharacterized. Bases 1 to 954 code for a protein of 317 amino acids. The record is from RefSeq and is a predicted model, not a curated record. The transcript has a single exon. NCBI's taxonomy places the organism in Eukaryota, Viridiplantae, Streptophyta, Magnoliopsida, Magnoliales, Magnoliaceae.
AUGGCUAAGGAACCAUUUUCAGUGGCAGUGGACACCCCCAAGAUGUUGGAUCUGAUAGGAAUACUAAAGGAAUCCCUCAAGAUACCUUUAAAGAAUAUGAAGCUUAUGGUCUCAAUCAUGCUCCUUGUUCUGAUCCCAUUCUCUCUACUUGCUUUGAUCCACGAUCUUGUGGCUGGCCCAUUCCUGAUCGAGUUUGAAGAUCAAGAAUCCGACGGCGGAUGGAACCUCAGCACCUCUGGAGUCCAUAAAGACAUUGGAAUUCUUGCGGGGAUUGAAUCGGUCUUCUUCAUUGCUUUUUGUGUUCUAACUCCAUUCACAAUGACCGCUACCAUUUACGCAUCAUCAGCGAUAUACACCGGUAAGCUUUUGAGUCUUAUGGAUGUGUUCUUGAAGAUUAUCGCAAUAUGGAAGAGGCCCAUGAUCACAUGGUUGUACAUUUUACUAAUCACAGCUGGUUAUGCUUUCCUCCUUGUGAUGGUGUUUGUGGCAUUCACACUAAUUACUAACAGUGGGACUUUGAUCGCUUUGAUCGGCUUGGUGGGCCUUUCUGCAAUGCUAUUUUUAGUAUACUUAGCUGCAGUUUGGAUGUUGGGUCUCGUGAUUUCUGUGGUAGAAGAGGAUUGUUAUGGUAUGAAGGCAAUACAGAAGGCAGUGGACCUAAUCAAAGGAAGAAAGCUUCAAGGGUUUGGACUAAUGAUGCUUUUAGCACUCUUAAUCACUCCAAUUUAUGUGCUAUUCUGUCUCAACACAAUCGAAGAUGAAAGAGAACCAGCAGCUCGGAUUGUAAUCGGAGCCAUCGAGAUGGUUCUUGUCUGUGUCUUGAAGCUAUUCACCUUCAUUGCAUACACGGUGUUUUACUAUGAUUGUAAGAACAGCCAAGGAGAGGAAAUGGACAUGGAAGAACGGCGUGGAUUAGUUUCCACUAAUCUCUAUGUUAGUCACUCUCUUCCUUGA